CGCAGGACCCCGCAGUCUGUGUGUCGGUCACCGGAGAGGAUGGGAGUCUGACUGGAUCCACAACGGCACGGGAACACCAUGGCGGUGGACGCGGCAUCCAGUUUCAGUUUCUGCAGGCCAGCUGUGGAGUACAGGGCUCUGCCGGAGGACUUCAAGCACCAGCUGAGUCGACGGCCUGGUGGGAACCUAACCUGGCAUGACGGACGUGGGCAGAAAACCGCGGGAGGAAGGACAGUGAAGCUGCUGCAGCAGCCGGGCACAGAGGGCCUGCAGUACCGCUCCAGUGACAAUUAUGGAAUAUAUCACACAAGUCCAACACAGCCCAGCCUGAUCCGCCCCGUCGUGCUCUGGUCACAACAAGAUGUCUGUAAAUGGCUGAAGAAACACUGUCCGCACAACUACCUGACCUACGUGGAGGCGUUCUCCCAGCACGCCAUCACAGGCCGUGCGUUGUUGCGUCUGAACGGAGAGAAGCUGGAGAGGAUGGGACUAGUGCAAGAAACUCUCCGGCAGGAGUUGCUGCAACAGGUGCUGCAGCUUCAGGUGCAGGAGGAGGGACGCAACUUGCAGCUGCUCAGCAGAGGUGAGGGUUCCUAUGGAAGAAUAUCGUAGCCAGAUUGCUGGAAGAAUUGGAUGCUGUCGAACUCUGGGAUAUUUACCCAAAUGAACUCUGUGGGAUGGAGCCGUCCAACGAGCAGCGAUGUACGAGUUGUGUUGUCGAGUGGAAGUUGGCAGCUUUUUAUUCUGCACAAGGAACUGACGCAAUCUUUGCGGACUGUCAAUGAACUGUGAUGGAAAAGCACCGAGACAAUCUGCUUCUGUAAAUGUUUUGCUCUAUUAACUAUUUCUCUCUUACUCUCUCUCUCUGUAAAACUUUUUAAUGUCAAAAAGUAAAUAAAAAAUACACAUGUACAUC
Pseudoliparis swirei is the source of this 916-nucleotide messenger RNA. RefSeq names its product sterile alpha motif domain containing 10a (gene samd10a). Gene Ontology annotation, molecular function: protein binding. Lineage: Eukaryota; Metazoa; Chordata; Actinopteri; Perciformes; Liparidae. Gene Ontology annotation, cellular component: cytoplasmic side of plasma membrane. The record is from RefSeq and is a predicted model, not a curated record. The transcript is spliced from 5 exons. Gene Ontology annotation, biological process: cell surface receptor protein tyrosine kinase signaling pathway. Bases 79 to 612 code for a protein of 177 amino acids.